Molecule: messenger RNA, 720 nt
Organism: Gastrolobium bilobum
Lineage: Eukaryota; Viridiplantae; Streptophyta; Magnoliopsida; Fabales; Fabaceae
Exons: 1
Coding region: 1-720 (239 amino acids)
Source: RefSeq, a predicted model, not a curated record
AUGAAAGAAAAGGAAGCAUUCAAUCAAGAUAAGGCAAAAGCCAUGAUUUUCCUUUGUCAUCAUCUCCAUGAAGGAUUAAAGGCUGAAUAUUUGACUGUGAAAGAUCCACUUGAAUUAUGGAAUAAUUUAAAAGAAAGAUACGACCAACAAAAGACGAUCAUUUUGCCUAAAGCUCGCUAUGAUUGGAUGCAUUUGAGAUUGCAAGAUUUCAAAUCUGUAAGCGAGUACAAUUCUGCAAUUUUUAAAAUUAGUUCUCAGUUAAAGGUAUGUGGAGAAAAUAUUACUAAUGAGGACUUACUGGAAAAAACAUUUUCCACUUUUCACGCUCCAAAUGUGUUAUUGCAACAACAGUAUCGUGAAAAGGGGUUUAAGAAAUAUUCCGAAUUGAUAUCAUGUCUUAUUGUGGCUGAACAAAAUAAUGAGUUAUUAAUGAAAAAUCAUGAAGCUCGUCCCACUGGAUCUGCUCCAUUCCCUAAAGUGAAUGUAGCAAAUCAUAAUAAUUUUGAAAUAAGACAAAAUUAUAGUCGCAGUCGUGGCCAUGGAAGAGGUUGUGGACGUGGACGAGGAAAUGGGCCAAAUAUUUAUCAACACCACUAUGGAAAUAAACAAGAGAACAAGGGUCCUCAAAGUAACUCUUCAAGGGGUAAAGAUAAUAUCUGCCAUAGAUGUGGUAUGAAAGGUAUAACACCUCGUAAUUCUAAAACACAUAAUUAUGGUUAA